Oncorhynchus tshawytscha (Chinook salmon) is the source of this 2599-nucleotide messenger RNA. Its product is annotated as BDNF/NT-3 growth factors receptor. Gene Ontology annotation, cellular component: plasma membrane; signaling receptor complex; axon. The transcript is spliced from 18 exons. The record is from RefSeq and is a predicted model, not a curated record. Gene Ontology annotation, biological process: trans-synaptic signaling by neuropeptide, modulating synaptic transmission; multicellular organism development; positive regulation of kinase activity. Bases 45 to 2456 code for a protein of 803 amino acids. Gene Ontology annotation, molecular function: ATP binding; brain-derived neurotrophic factor receptor activity; brain-derived neurotrophic factor binding. Lineage: Eukaryota; Metazoa; Chordata; Actinopteri; Salmoniformes; Salmonidae.
UUGAUCAAUAGCCUACGGUACUGUGUGAUAUCGUUGGACCUGCGAUGGGCUACAACGUAGGGGGAUAUGGAAUGGCUCGCUUGGGAAUCUUUAUCGUGUUGAUGGGGUUGUGGAGGUUUAGCUCUGCUUGCCCUGCAUCCUGCACUUGCAGCAUCUCAAGGCUUGUUUGUAUCGAUCCUGACCCAGGGAUCGAGGAUUUCCCUACCCUUACGUUAGAUGACAUGGAAAUGGACAUCAACAUCACCGAUAUAUACAUUGCAAAUCAAAAUCGACUAUUUGACAUUAAUGAUAACAGCUUGAAGUACUACUCGAAUCUCAGAAAUCUAACUGUGACAAAUACGGGACUGACUUCUAUCUCAUCAGAAGCCUUUUUGAACAAUACAAGACUUCAAUAUCUGAAUCUGAGAGACAAUAACUUGUCAACACUGUCCUGGAGGACAUUCAUAAACUUAAACAUGACAUCUUUUCCUCUCCUGUCUGGUAACCCUCUGGAGUGUGUAUGUGAGAACAUGUGGAUCAAACUGAGGCUGCAAGAGGACAUUGACAGUACAGAGAGUCAACAGCUGAAAUGCAUAGACAACCUUGGAGUGAGGAGGGCCAUCUUCAGAUUAAUUCUCCCUGAUUGUGAGGCUCCCACAGUGGAGGUCAGUCCCUCUAUCGUCACAAAGACGGAGGGAAGUGAUGUCACAGCAGUGUGCAGUGCAACAGGGUCUCCUGCCCCUGAGAUCUCGUGGAAUUUGGACACCAUCUUCACCAGCUAUGAGGUCAAUGUCUUGGAGCUGGAAAGCAAUCUGACACUGUCAGGUCUCUCGCCUUCGGACAACGGCAGAGUGAUCACUUGCAAUGUGGAGAACGUAGUCGGCCAAACCGAGGCUUACCUCCAACUCAACAUCCUCUUUUGCCCCACUAUCCUGGAGCUGCUGGAGCCAUUGAGACUCCACCACUGGUGUAUCCCUUUCAGUGUGACUGGGAACCCCAAGCCCGAGCUGCAGUGGUACCACCAGGACCAGGAGCUCCACGAACAAGAGUAUAUCAAGACUGAGAUCCACAAGAGCCUUGGAAGCGUUCACCACGGCUGCCUGCAGCUUGCCAACCCGACUCACAUCCACAACGGGCAGUAUACGCUGGUGGCCAGGAACGAGUUCGGGGAGGACCAGAAAGUAAUUGACGCCCACUUCCUGCUCCCGCCAGACGAGGGCGACUAUCCCUCAGAACAGCCAUAUUACCCUUACACCACUGACUCACCACUACCCCCAAUAGACGACAGUGUUGCAGUGUACGUAGUGGUGGGAAUCGCUGGUGUGGCAUUAAUUGUAUGUGUUCUGAUGGUGAUCAUUCUGAAAUACGGAAGAAACUCUAAGUUUGGGAUGAAGGGCUCCUCCUCUUCGGUCAUCAGUAAUGAUGAUGACUCUGCCAGUCCUCUUCAUCACGUCUCAAACGGCAACAACACCCCGUCGUCCUCGGAGAUGAGCCACGAUGCGGUGAUCAUUGGAAUGACAAAGAUCCCUGUCAUCGAGAACCCGCAGUAUUUCCGCCAAUCUGGCAGCAUGCUGAAAUCGGACACAUUUGUCCAGCACAUCAAGAGACACAACAUUGUGUUGAAGCGUGAGCUGGGAGAGGGGGCAUUUGGGAAGGUGUUUCUGGCUGAGUGCUACAACCUGACUCCAGAUCAGGACAAGAUCCUGGUGGCUGUCAAGACGUUGAAAGAGGCCAGUGAGAGCGGCCGUGCUGACUUCCACCGGGAGGCGGAGCUGCUGACCAACCUGCAGCACGAGCACAUCGUCACCUUCUACGGCGUGUGUGUGGACAGCGACCCGCUCAUCAUGGUGUUCGAGUACAUGAAGCACGGCGACCUCAACAAGUUCCUCAGGUCCCAUGGUCCUGACAUGGUGCUGAUGGCUGAUGGGCAGCACAGCCUGAUGGUGGAGCUGACCCAGUCCCAGAUGCUGCACAUCGCCCAGCAGAUUGCUGCAGGCAUGGUCUACCUGGCCUCCCAGCACUUUGUCCACAGAGACCUGGCCACACGCAACUGUCUAGUGGGAGAGAACCUGCUGGUCAAGAUUGGGGACUUUGGAAUGUCCAGGGAUGUGUACAGUACCGACUACUACAGAGUGGGGGGUCACACCAUGCUGCCCAUCCGGUGGAUGCCUCCUGAGAGCAUCAUGUACCGGCGGUUCACCACGGAGAGCGACGUCUGGAGUCUGGGCGUGGUCCUCUGGGAGAUCUUCACCUAUGGGAAGCAGCCCUGGUACCAGCUCUCCAACAAUGAGGUGAUUGAGUGCAUCACCCAGGGGCGCGUGCUGCAGCGGCCGCGUUCUUGUCCAAAGGAGGUGUACGACCUGAUGCUGGGCUGCUGGCAGAGAGAACCCUACAUGAGACUGAACAUCAAAGAGAUCCACAGCCUGCUCCAGAAUCUGUCCAAGGCCUCGCCUGUCUACCUGGAUAUUCUGGGCUGAGUGAGUCUGAUCGGCUGUGUUUGCGUAUGGGAGGGAAUGGAGUGGAGUUGUAUGCGUACGAGCAAGCAUACUGUUUGUAUGGGUGCGAAUAAGGGUGGAGUUUGUGUGUGUGAGCAUACUGUGUGUGUGUGUGUAUGGGUAGG